Misgurnus anguillicaudatus (oriental weatherfish) is the source of this 2281-nucleotide messenger RNA. The record is from RefSeq and is a predicted model, not a curated record. Lineage: Eukaryota; Metazoa; Chordata; Actinopteri; Cypriniformes; Cobitidae.
UGACAGCGUGUAGCUCGCGUGUGUUUGUGUACAACCACAGACUGCUAUCAUACAGCAGCAGACUAUCUGCCAGAUAUUUUGGACAAUUUACUGACUUCAGAUGGGUGGGCAGGUAACCCGUACCACUUUACAAGCAAACACUUUUAUCUCACACUGAAUCAAACUGACACUUGUGCCAGCUACCGCCCAGAGCAGUGCAAGAGAAAAAAAUCCACAUAUAUAACAGAAUAUGACAUUAUUAUCAAGAGGUUGUCAACAUCUCUAACGCCCUUUUAAACUAGGAUAGAAAGGGUGUAUAGCAUUAUAAUAGGGAACCCUUCGCUGCCACCCUCUGAAGGAGAACAUGUAUCUAGAUCCACAAGCCCCCUUGCCGCUCUGUUUCCAUGCCAACACGAAAGGUUCUCAGAUUGUGAUGGACAAGACACAACGCAACGUGCGCCGAAUCGGCAGCUUCUGUAAUGCUAUCACGUUCACCAACCGGACAGUCAGAAUCUAUGAACAGGUUCGACUAAAGAUCACAAAAAAACAGGAUUGUUGGACUGGCGCCCUGCGACUGGGUUUCACUACGGUGGACCCAUCUGAUCUAAUUUCAGCGUGGCUUCCACGUUUUGCCUGCCCUGAUCUUGUUAGCGAGAGAGGGUUUUGGGCCCGAGCAUUGCCCGAGGAGCAGUGCAAAGAGGGAACAAUUCUGUCUUUCUGGCUGGACAAUAUGGGACGAGCGUUUUACCGCGUUAAUGACGAGGCUCCAAUCUUCUUCUUUAGCGGAGUACCGUCAGGGGAGCCAGUGUGGGCGAUCAUUGAUGUUUAUGGGUUGACAAGUGGAGUGCAGCUACUUGCACGUGUUUAUUUUCCAGACAGUAAGAUGGUCCCGGCUGAAUAUCUUAGUCUGAAUGGGAUAGACGACUGGCAUUUGUCGAACAGCUGUGACCUUGACCAUCAGGAACAUCUGCCAUCAACGUCUCCAAAUACCCUUAACACAGUGCUGUCACGUCAGUUCCACAAUGACUUCCAUUUCCACGGUGUCCAUGGCAAUGGUCUGCGUCUGCAAACCGAACACAUAGCAGUGCGUUGUUCCAACAGACGUGAGGACUGCGCUCUUGCGUUCUCCCAUCGGCCGUUGCGCUGCGGUGAAUGUGUGUUCAUAAAGAUCUCACUGACGUCUCCAAAAGUGACCUCUACUCUAAAGAGGUUUUUGUCUUACGGAUUUACUUCUUGUAACCCGGCCCACAUUAAUCCGAAGAUCUUGCCGGUCAAUCCUGAUGACCUGCUGGACCGCAAGGAAUUCUGGGCUUUCAGCUGCCUCGCUUCACCACUCGUGGAUGAGGAUAUAAUUGGUUUCCGAGCGACGGCAGAAGGGGAGGUGCUUGUGAGUCACAAUGGACGAAGAGCUUGCCGAGAGAUGUGCGUCGAUAAUUCCACUCCUCUGUGGAUGAUCUUCGAUUUACAAGCACAUAUUAAACAAAUCAGUAUAUUGGGUACUUCUUGCAGUUACUCUACAUCCUGUUCACAAAUUCAGAGGUCUCGCUUUAGUACCGCCAGUCAUCCCACAGCCAAUCAGAUUCACAGUACAGCACUUAGCGGACAGAUUGACAACUCUCUGCCCCGCCCACACAGCCUCAGCAGUUCUGCAGGGACAACAUCAAGCUUUCCUUCUUCUAAAUCUCUCAAUAUCCUGUCAUGCUCUGCAGUUACUUAUGAUGAAUGUUUGAUUUGCUGUGAGAGGACUGUGGACUCAGUGCUGUACGCGUGCGGACACAUGUGCAUGUGUUUUAAGUGUGGCGAGAGGUUAAGAGAGAUGUCAAAUCCAUCCUGCCCCAUGUGUCGCAGCCCAAUCAGAGACAUCAUCAAAAUAUACCGCAGCAUGUAACCUGUCAAGCGCCAUAUAUGCAAAUUGGAGUUUUUGGAUUGUUUGAAGCAGUCUCUUUGCACAUCAUGAUUUCCCACAGUUCCCUGUUUAAGAUGUAAAUGGAUGCUGGUGUAUUGAUUGGGUAAAAGGCUGUUGGUUUAAUGUCUGUAGAAAUGAGCCAUGCAACAUGCUCAUUGAAGAGCAAUUGGAAGAUGUGUAAGAAUACAUGGAAUCUUGUUGCAGGGGUCGGGUACGGCAUUCAAGGAGAUUUUUUCACUGGUGCAUUGCAAUGGAAAACAUCAGAUGUGAUGUUGAUGAAAAUCUUUUUUUGUUUGUAGCAACUGUGGUAACAUGUAAGAAGUGUGAAAUUUACAGUAAUUCAGAUUACAUACAAAAUAUUUGUACUGUGUAGUGAAUAAAAAUGUUCAUAUUCUU